AUGCUCGAUUUCUUCGUUGCGGGAACGACCAGCUCGGCAGCCACCAUGUUGUGCAUUAUAUACCAUUGCGCUAACCAACCGGACACCCUUCAAGCCAAGAUCUACGGAGAGAUAGAUAGGGUUGUUGGGUCCUGCAACACCCCGACGUGGGAAGACCACCAGGCUAUGCCAUACACAAUGGCCGUGAUAUGGGAGAUGCAGCGCUGGAAAACCCUCAAUCCGUUCAACCUGCCAAGACUAGCCGAGGAGGAUGUCUCGUUGAAUGGAUACCGGAUUCCCAAAGGAACCGUUGUCCUAGCCAACUUCUGGGCUGUUCACUUCGACCCCAAGUACUGGAAGAAUCCCGAAGAAUUUGACCCCUCCCGGUUUCUGACGCAUGACGAAUCCGCACUCCUUUCGAAGCCAGAAUAUCUCCUUACUUUUUCAAUCGGAAAACGGAUGUGUCCCGGAGAGCUUCUGGCAACUGUAGAAGUCUUCCUGUGCGUGACUACAUUGCUACAGAAAUUCCGCGUUCUUCCUGAGGAGGGUACCAGCUUCAGCGUAGCCACUGACCAUUACACGGAUCUGUUGGCAAAGAGACUGUGCUUCCUGUCUCGCCUUCCGGAGUGACGAUUUUAAGCUGGCUGCAUAUUCCGGAAAUUUAUGUCCUUGAUUAAAACGAAAAUACGCA
This is a messenger RNA of Ixodes scapularis (black-legged tick), 670 nucleotides long. Its product is annotated as cytochrome P450 2U1. Bases 1 to 609 code for a protein of 202 amino acids. Lineage: Eukaryota; Metazoa; Arthropoda; Arachnida; Ixodida; Ixodidae. The record is from RefSeq and is a predicted model, not a curated record. The transcript has 3 exons. Gene Ontology annotation, molecular function: monooxygenase activity; iron ion binding; oxidoreductase activity, acting on paired donors, with incorporation or reduction of molecular oxygen.